Molecule: messenger RNA, 1356 nt
Organism: Penicillium diatomitis
Lineage: Eukaryota; Fungi; Ascomycota; Eurotiomycetes; Eurotiales; Aspergillaceae
Product: glycosyl hydrolase family 43 protein
Exons: 10
Coding region: 1-1356 (451 amino acids)
Biological process (GO): carbohydrate metabolic process
Molecular function (GO): hydrolase activity, hydrolyzing O-glycosyl compounds
Source: RefSeq, a predicted model, not a curated record
AUGUAUCUGAAAACGGCCUUCCUGGUCGCAGGCCUGGCUUGGGCACAAGGGGCGUUGGCCUCUUUGGAAAUCGUGCCUGGUGCUACUUGGACUGCGGGUGGCACGAACCAACAUGUGCAAGCUCACGGUGGUGGUAUCAUCGAGGAAAAUGGUGUCUACUACUGGAUCGGCGAGAACAAGCUUGACGGGAGCGCCUUUCAAUCCGUGAAUUGCUAUUCCAGCACCAACCUGGUAGAAUGGGACUUUGUCGGAGAGCUUUUGUCCCGUCAGAGUAGCGGAGAUUUGGGGCCAAACCGCGUCGUCGAGCGCCCCAAGGUCAUCUAUAACGAGGCCUCUCGCAAGUAUGUCAUGUGGAUGCAUAUUGACAGCAGCAGCUAUGGCGAGGCAAAGACUGGCGUUGCUACGUCGUCGAGUGUUUGCGGAAAGUACAAUUACCUUGGGUCAUUCCAGCCUCUGGGCUUUCAGUCACGCGAUAUGAAUCUGUUCAAAGACGAUGAUGGAUCAGCUUACCUCCUGACGGAAGAUCGUCCGAACGGUCUCCGAAUUAACAGACUGACCGAUGACUAUACGGGUGUCGCCUCGAAUGUGUACCUGUGGCCAGACCAUAUUGAGGCACCAGCGAUGUUCAAGAAAGACGGCGUAUAUUUCAUGUUUGGAUCGCAGUUGACAGGAUGGUCAACAAACGAUAACAAAUACAGUACGGCCACAAAACUCAGUGGUCCAUGGAGUUCCUGGAGCGAUUUUGCCCCCAGCGGGACGAACACGUACAACUCUCAGACCUCGUUCAUCCUAAGAGUUGGUCCGAACGUCAUGUACAUGGGUGAUCGGUGGCUGUCCACGAAUCUGAUGGCGUCAACCUACAUCUGGCUACCUCUGACACUGUCGGGAAGGAUUGCGAAGCUCACUAAUGAAGCCAGCUGGACCAUCUCUCGCCAGAGUGCUUGGGCACCAGGCUCGACAACAACAUCUUCAGAAGCCGAGUCAUCCUCGAACUCUCUUGCCAAUGGUGCCAGAAUACUCUCUUGCAGUAAUUGCUCGGGUGGCAAGUCAGUCGGUUACCUUGGCGGGAGCAGCAACGGCGGCAUCAAAUUCAGCAGCAUCUCCACCAGCUCAAGCGGCAUGACCACGGUUCAAAUUCGCUAUGAGAAUGGUGAUAGCACACAGCGAUACGCCACGGUCACGGUAAAUGGUCAAUCACACAUUCUGGCAUUCAUUCCAUCGCGAAAUGGAAACACGCCAUCCUCGUCAAGCUUGAAUGUGAACUUGAACUCGGGGAAUUCGAACGUGAUCAGUAUUAGCGGAUACCAGGGCGGAUGGGCACCGGAUAUUGAUCGUCUGUUAGUGCCACAGCACUAG